Enterospora canceri is the source of this 873-nucleotide messenger RNA. The record is from the annotation of a GenBank genome assembly. Lineage: Eukaryota; Fungi; Microsporidia; Enterocytozoonidae.
AUGCUGAUAGCCCUGAGCCGAUUCCUAGGAGUCCUCUGCUACCGCAACGGCAACCCGUGCCAGCCCUUGCAGAACGGAGACUGUGUCCCGAACGAGAAGGCCAACAAUGCAGUCAAGGACAUCGAGCUGCUGUUCAAGAACAUGCAGACGAACCUGACUACUGCGUCUCAUGCGGCAGGUGAGAAUGCAUUUACUACGCUUCACACGUCUCUGGCUGCCCUGAAUGCAGCUGCGUACAGCGAGGUCAAAGGCCUCAUCACGAAACUCGAGGCCGAAAUCAUCGCCCUGAUAAAUCUGCGCCUGACUGUCUUCCAAUCUGCCCUUGAAAAGUGUGUUGUAACUGAAUUCGAUCGUCUUGAGCAACAGGCCAAGGCCAUUCUUGCUCUAAUCAAGAGUGAAAUGGCAACUACUAUCGAAAACGUAGCAAAGGGAAAUCCUUCCCAAGUUGCUGAGAUCGUCGAGGACACCGAGUUUGGUCUCCAGGCCAAGACAUUCGAACAGCUCACCCAUCUUCUUGAACUGACAAAUGCAGCUGCUGCUGAAGCCGAGUCCACGAUUCUCUGCAAAUUGAAGUACCUGAUCAUCACUGAAAUUGAAAACACCUGCAAUGGAAUCCGUAAGCUCUUUAGGGAGUUCUACAAACAGCUCAAAACAUUCGAUGCCAAAUACGCGUGUGAUCUUCGUAGGGAUCUCGACACCGUCAGACACAAACUCGAGGUGGAUACCUCAGCCCAAUUCACCAGCAUCACCCAAAAGGACUCCUAUUUCAUCCUGUCACUUUCCAGGCGUGUUGUGGAGUAUCUCACAGGCUGCCCUCAAAGCAACCCAAUUCCACCCAACCUGCUUGGUGCUCUUAGUGCCCCUGUCUCAUGA